ACUGACUUGCAAUCAGUACAACUUUACGCAAAAGCAAAUAAUGUUCCAGGCAAGAUAAAUUGCUCUGAUGUUGCUUUCCACUCCAGGCAUACGAGUAGAUCACAGAACAUUCAAUCGAGCAAAAAUGGCGGAUGACAAGGAUCCCUUCAAACAGAUGAAGGAUCUCAACCAGCUCAAGAAUCAGCUGGAAGAGAUCCAGAAACGUGUGGAGAGUGAAUUUGCAGAAGGAAUCCCGCAGUUGUUUCCUGUUCUUCCCCAGGGGGGCUCUGUGCUGGCAUCUCCCUUCCUGAAGGGCUUCCUGGCUGGCUAUAUGGUGGCCAAGCUCCGCUCCUCAGCUCUCAUAGGAGUGCUACUAGGAACAUUCACAGGCAUCUACGCUGCGCAGAACUAUCAGGUUCCCAACAUCGAAAGCACCCUGAAAGACUAUAUGAGUUUGUUUAGAAAAGGACCCAAGUAAUGGGAAGAACCAGGCCUAGGCUUCAUCUUCAAACUGCCUGAGGUGUGUGGCACAAUCACCAUGUCUCUUUGUCAGAGGCUCAAACCUCUCCUUUGUAUACUGUAAAAAAUAAUAUUUGGUUUUAACUGGAUUUUGGUGUGAAAGAGUGGGUUUGCUUUGGGUUUUGUGCAAAUGUUAAAGGUUAAAUCUGUCAGUGCCCUGGGAAAAUAUAUUUUAUUCUCUGCUGAUCAGAUUAUAAGGUGUGUAAAAGGGGAUAAGGUUAUGUGCCUUGAGUGUAAGCUUAACAAGCUUGACUGCUUGCCUUAGUAACAUUGCCUGGUGCAGCCAUCUAGGCCUAAUUGAUUUUGAAUCAAUGAUGUGAACAACAAGACGGUGUCCUUUUUUUGUUUUCUGAGCAGAAAUAACUUUUUUACCAUCUUAAAAUACAAACAUACCUUGAAUAGAUUUGGCCAAAAUUAUGUGAUUUGUUGCUAAUUUAGAUGUUAAGACUUAAGGUCAGGAUAUUUGUAUAUUCAGACAUAUACUAGUUAUUCAGGAGUGUUAGUGACAUGCCGUACUGAGAAUGAGUGUGAUCCAGAACAUGGGGUCUGGGUUCCUGUGGAUGAAGGGGAGUCUUCCCUGCCACUCUGCUCCUGACUGGGUACCUGUCUGCCCUGCACAUCUCCCUGUCCCUAGGCUGAGGACCAGGUGAGUCCCAGCCUUCAUAUCACAGCCUGAGGCCUUGUGCUGGUCUACUAUUUCAUCUCAGGGCUAGUAGCUGUCUACACAGAGCGGUUGCUGAAGAGCCAGCGACUACCCCUGUACCUGCAUGUGUUUGGAGUGGCCAUCAACAGGGUUUCCCACCACUCCAGCAUGGGGGGGAGAACAGGGUUUUCUGGAGGAUUACUCAGGGGUGGUGUGGGCCAUUGUGGCAGGGCAGGCAGCUAACGGGUUGCUGAUGUCAGUACUGCUGAACGAUGGUAGUGGCAUCCCCAGGCUAUUUGUCGUCUUCUGGUCUAUGCUGGUCAACACCCUCCUAUCCUGGGUUCUACUGGGCCUGCAGUUCACCCCCUUCUUUCUGUUACCCACGUCUAUGAUCAGCCUGGAAGCCUAGCUGUACUACAGGUAGCAGGACUCUGCCUGAACAUACCUGUGUUAUGGACAGUGGACCUCUGCUGAACUCUCAUUCCACUGCUCCACCACAAUCUCUGGCAGCAUUAUUUACCAGAUGAAUUGACAUUGAUUGACAUUCAGGUUGGAAUGUUUUUUUUAACGAUGCAUUUAUUUAUAUAUAUAAUUUUACUUUAGUGACUCAGUAUUUUUCAUUUAAUGUCCCAAAUAUUUAUUUAGUUUGUUAUUUGAAGAUUAAAAUUAUGGAAUAGAAGCUGUACUUUAGGUGAGUCUUGCAGACCCUUCCAUCACAUUGUCACUGGUUUAUUUGCUACCCAUAAUGCACACGGCCUAUUUUUCAACUAGCCUUUGUUUUCCAGUUUAAUCGAAUUUUGCCGUAUUCAUACUUGUCUUUUCUUCAAUAUUUCAUUGGUGGACUCAUAAAUAGUUGGGUUUGGGUAAUGCGUCUACAUUACAACACUUGAGUGGUGCUAUGAUUGUCAGUAUGGGUAUUUACCUAGCAUUUAUCAUUUCCUCUGCCAAGUAAAAUGUCAAAGAUACAAUAUAGUGCAGAAAGAGUUUAUGAAAUAUUUCAUUUUAUUUCUUUAGUGUUUUCUAUUCAAAAUAAAAUGCCAUAAAUUCAUAAAUAUUU
Messenger RNA from Oncorhynchus masou masou (cherry salmon), 2198 nucleotides. RefSeq names its product SLC35A4 upstream open reading frame protein-like. Bases 68 to 457 code for a protein of 129 amino acids. NCBI's taxonomy places the organism in Eukaryota, Metazoa, Chordata, Actinopteri, Salmoniformes, Salmonidae. The transcript has 3 exons. The record is from RefSeq and is a predicted model, not a curated record.